This is a messenger RNA of Daucus carota subsp. sativus, 1302 nucleotides long. Its product is annotated as E3 ubiquitin-protein ligase RMA1H1. NCBI's taxonomy places the organism in Eukaryota, Viridiplantae, Streptophyta, Magnoliopsida, Apiales, Apiaceae. The transcript has 2 exons. The coding region runs from base 318 to 1079 and encodes 253 amino acids. Gene Ontology annotation, cellular component: endoplasmic reticulum. Gene Ontology annotation, molecular function: metal ion binding; ubiquitin-like protein conjugating enzyme binding; ubiquitin protein ligase activity. The record is from RefSeq and is a predicted model, not a curated record. Gene Ontology annotation, biological process: ubiquitin-dependent protein catabolic process.
GCUCUUUGUUAUCUUCCUUAUUCAAUCAUACAGUCCUGUUUAUCUUAUCUUAUUCUAUCAUUAUCUUUGAAAUAUCAUAUCUAUCCAAUUUUAUCUCUACUGGCGUAAAAUAGCAAGUAGGCUGCAAAUGACAAAAAAGAAAAAAAAUCAGUUGAACCGUGGAGUAUUGGAGUCUAUAUAGCUAAUUAUUUUUCUCAACCCAAUUUCUGUUCCAAUUUCCACACCACUUCUGGCGAAACAGUCUCUCUCACUCUCUCUCUGACAGGCGAGUCUUCGAAUUUCAGCACAAUAAUUAAGAAAGGAUUAAUUGUUUUAUUAUGGAUCAAAUGGCCAUGGGACAAUACUUUCAAGAGAACUUCACUUUAAGCGACUCAAGUGAAAGUAAUGGAACUUUCCUACAGAAGUGCAGUUCUGACUAUGUCACAGAGGAUAAUGUCGAACAAGGUACAAAUGGAGGUUUUGACUGCAAUAUCUGUCUAGAUUUUGUGCAUGAUCCAGUAGUCACCUUUUGUGGCCAUCUCUACUGUUGGCCUUGCAUUUACAAAUGGAUUCACUACCAGAGUGUCUCUGCCGAAAAGCUAGACCAGCAAGAGCCACAAUGCCCGGUAUGCAAGGCUGUAGUUUCAAAGGAAACAUUAGUCCCACUUUAUGGUCGUGGCCAAACUACUAAACACUCUGAAGCCAAGGCUCCACAUCCAGGUCUGGUCAUACCACAAAGACCUUCCACUCCGAGAUGCGGAAGCCGCAUUCCUACAACAACUCCCUCUAUGCAGCCAGUUCAACGAUUGCAUAAUCGCCAAAAUCAAAAUCAACAUUGGCCUGAUUAUUCAAUGCCAGGCAGCUACAGUUCCACACCGGUGCUCAGCCUCAAUAGUAGCAGAACUGGCACAAGCCAAGGAAUGGUUUACUCAAGGCUCUUUGGAAUCUCAGAAACAACACUGUUCAACACAAGCUCUUAUAAUAUAAUAAUUAACAGUAAUCCAAGACUUAGAAGGAAUGUUAUGGAGGCUGAUAAGUCACUAGGCAGACUUUUGUUUUUCCUGUGCUGUUGUAUGAUCUUAUGCCUUUUUUUGUUCUGAAGUUCUCGUUGUUUGCACAUCAUGUAUACUCUGUAAAAAAACAAAAAGUGCUGUCUAUAUUUACCUCCAUAUACAUAGCCGCCCUGAUGUAAUAGAUGAUAGGUAUAUAAUGGGUGUAGCUUUGCUUUCUACUGUUCAUAUAUAAGUACUCUAAUUGUAUACUACAGUCCACAAGUGGAUUUUACUUUUAGAUAAUGGAUGUAGCUUUGCAUUCUAUUGUUCA